Centruroides sculpturatus (bark scorpion) is the source of this 1323-nucleotide messenger RNA. RefSeq lists its product as uncharacterized. Bases 1 to 1323 code for a protein of 440 amino acids. The transcript has 4 exons. Lineage: Eukaryota; Metazoa; Arthropoda; Arachnida; Scorpiones; Buthidae. The record is from RefSeq and is a predicted model, not a curated record.
AUGUCAAAGGGAAAUUUUCACUCUCCUGAUAAACAAAAUGUUGGUUAUCAGAACUCAUUUACUGAAGCAGAUCACUGGAAUUAUCAGUCUUGGAAUACUCGAUAUUUUUAUCAACAGUGGAAUGGCCAAUUUUCAAAUAGAUCAAGUAGUCAUCAAUCUGAUGAAUAUUACAAUAACUCUUCUGGAAGAAACUUUAAUUCAUAUAGUGAUAAUUCAAAUACAGACAAGUUUAAUAAUAGUUCUGUAGAGAACAAUAACAAUAAUUAUUGCAGACAACAGAAUAAAUAUGGAAUAAAUAAUCAAGAAAGAGGAUAUGUAGAUAAUACACGUGCUAAAGGCACCUUUCCUAAACAAAAGUUAUUAAAUAUAAAUUCAGGGGCCAAAUUAAACACACAGUUUCCCAAUCAGUUUAUUUCUUCUUCCAAUAAAAAUUCUCAGAAUUCUAACGUAAAAGUUAGAAAUAUUGAGAUAGAACCUUCAAAAUCAACAUCUCACAUUAGAUUUAAUGAUUUAGAUGAUACGGUAGUGAAUGUUUUUGAAGAUAAGGAGGUAAAUGAAAAUUUUGAAAUUCAAAAUUCAGAUGAAAAGAAUGGGAAAAAAACUGAAUCAGAUGAACUUUUAAUUAAAAGAAAUCAAAACAAUUCUGUACAGCAAACAGAUAAAGUUGAAAUAUUAUCAUCACAUAUUAAAAAUGAAAAUGGUGGACUUGAAAAAUCAAAUCUAUCUGAAGAGGAAAAUAAAAAUUCAACAGACAAAAAUUCUCCAAACAUUGAACAAGAUACUACUAAUUGUACUGGAAAACUUUAUAAAUUAUCUCAAUUAAUAGAGAAAUCAGAAAUGGAAAUUGGUGCAUAUAAUAAAGAACUAAUUAAUAGACUUGUAAAUUUUCCUCGGAGUAGGAAGGAACAAAUUCGUUUAGAACAGUGGAUUAAACAACAUAUUAAAACAAAGAAACGAUUAACUUUACCACGAUUUAAUUUGCAACUUGGCCCAUCAGAAAAUUCCAAAGAAAAAAAUAAGAAUUCACCAUCUAUUUUGCAUAGUAUGGUAUCGGAAGUUGUGAAUAGUCUUCCAGAAAAUGUUUUAAAUUCUGUUGUUUCCGCAUUAAAAAAUGGUGAAAUAGAAAACAUUGAACAAAAUGUACAGAAUGAUGGAAAAAAAUUUAAAAAUAAUAAAAAUUGGAUUACUUAUAAUUUACCUAGAACUGAAGAGAAUGUUAUCAUAAAAACUGAGGCAUCACAGUCAACUGAAAAUGAUUCCGAUCAAGAUAAUGAGUUUUCCAAAGAAUGCACCCAACCAGAAAAGUGUUCAAGAAAGUAUUGA